This is a messenger RNA of Camellia sinensis, 453 nucleotides long. Lineage: Eukaryota; Viridiplantae; Streptophyta; Magnoliopsida; Ericales; Theaceae. The record is from RefSeq and is a predicted model, not a curated record.
AUGUCACAACCUAAACCCACCCCUAAAGAUUUAGCAUCAAAAUCUACCACACUUACUACCAAAGAAGAGCUUAGCAGGGCUACCUGGACAUUUCUACACACUUUGGUUGCUCAAUAUCCAGAUAAUCCAACUAGACAGCAAAGGAAAGAUAUAAAAGAACUGAUGAAGAUAUUAUCUUGGAUGUACCCCUGCAAGGAUUGUGCAGAUCACAUUAAUGUCGUGUUUGCAAAUCUUGUGCAGGCUGGAUCUCAAGCUGAGUUUUUCCAAUGGUUAUGCCAUGUGCACAAUGUUAUCAACAGAAGCCUAGGUAAGUUGGUAUUCCCUUGUGAGCAAGUUGAUGCAAGGUGGGGAAAGAUGAAGUGUGAGCAGCGCACGUGCGAUCUACAAGGAACUACGACAAUUUUUGGCAAUAACAUGUGUCAGAACUAUAAUGUUUAUAAUUUGAAUAUAUAG